UGGUAGUUUGGUGCUUCUCGUUUUUCCCGUCCCGCCGCCCGGCUGCCCGCGCGCACUUCGCAUCCUGCAGACGCCCGAGGUGCUCGGGCUGGGAGACUGAGACCCGCGAUCCGCUGAGAGUUCGCGGCGGCACUUGUCGAGAUGGCCGGGAAGAAGGCGCGUAAGAACGCGCAACCGAGCCCCGCUCGCAAUGAGCUGGAAGAGGAGUGUGCAGCUCAGCUGAGGAGACUGGGAGACAAACUGAAUUUCCGCCAGAAACUCCUGAAUCUGAUAACCAAACUCUUCUGCUCUGGAACCUGACUGCAACGAAAACUUUAGCAAAAGGGGACUCCUUCGAAAGGGAAGUUUCCCACAAUGGGUGCAAGUGGUACCAAUGUCAUAAAUUCGAAGAGAGGUCUCAUUGUAAUUGAGAGGAAUGAGAGGGAGCAUUCACUUGCUGGUGGGUGCCCUUAAACUGAAGAUGGAAUACCUCAAAAUUCUGUUGGGUUUUUUAUGUCAUUUGGGGGGGUGACAUUGUAAAACUACUUUGUUUAUUUGACAACAAGAAUGAAAGAAUCUUAAAAAUAGGGAUCUAAUAACACUUCUUUUUUUAGUUAGAGAAUUCUGUUAUUUUUGCUGAAGGUCAUUGCCCAGCCUGGUAUAAAAGGAAUUGAAAAUAAGGUUAA
Molecule: messenger RNA, 665 nt
Organism: Otolemur garnettii (small-eared galago)
Lineage: Eukaryota; Metazoa; Chordata; Mammalia; Primates; Galagidae
Gene: PMAIP1
Product: phorbol-12-myristate-13-acetate-induced protein 1
Exons: 2
Coding region: 142-300 (52 amino acids)
Biological process (GO): apoptotic process; DNA damage response; release of cytochrome c from mitochondria
Cellular component (GO): mitochondrion
Source: RefSeq, a predicted model, not a curated record